Messenger RNA from Carlito syrichta (Philippine tarsier), 2866 nucleotides. RefSeq names its product tight junction associated protein 1 (gene TJAP1). Gene Ontology annotation, biological process: Golgi organization. NCBI's taxonomy places the organism in Eukaryota, Metazoa, Chordata, Mammalia, Primates, Tarsiidae. The record is from RefSeq and is a predicted model, not a curated record. Gene Ontology annotation, cellular component: trans-Golgi network. The transcript has 13 exons. The coding region runs from base 512 to 2191 and encodes 559 amino acids.
ACUACCCGGCCUGCCCCGCGGCAAGAUGGCGGCUUGAAGGCAGCUGGCAGCGGCGGAAAGCUUAGAUCAGCCUUUCCACAGUUCCUGUGGCAGCAUCUGCCCCAAUUUCAGCUGAAGAUUCAGGGGCCCCAGGGACUGGAAGAAAUCACAGUGCCUACUCGGAAAGAAGAGUUGCCCCAGCCCAACCCCAGAGCGGGUACCUGCUGUCAGUGACUCCUGAAUUUAUUCUUGCUGUGUGUCUACUUUUGUUAUUCUCUUUUGCUCCGGAGUUGGGCUGCUCAUCCACCAAGCUGUCUGUAUGGAGUGCCUGGAGGGCGCCUGCCAUGAGUCUGUCACUAACCGCACUAACCAGGAGAGCUGGCUGGUUGGGAGAAGACACUAACCCUGAGCUGCUGGCGAAAGGAAGUGGAGGGGCCGUGGGAUGCGGAGAGCCGAGGGCUGACUCCCGGACAGCGGAACAGAGAGAGCUGCCGACGGACAGACGCAGGUGGAGGAGCUUUCACCUCCCAGAAUGACCAGUGCAGCCCCUGCUAAGAAACCCUACCGGAAGGCACCGCCAGAGCAUCGGGAGCUGCGGCUGGAAAUUCCUGGAGGCCAGCUCGAGCAGGAGGAGCCCCUGAGUGAUGCGGAAAGGAUGAAGCUCUUGCAGCAGGAGAAUGAAGAGCUUCGCCGGCGCCUGGCCUCGGCCACCAGACGUACCGAAGCCCUGGAGCGUGAGCUGGAAAUCGGGCAGGACUGCCUGGAACUGGAGCUGGGCCAGAGCCGCGAGGAGCUGGACAAGUUUAAGGACAAGUUCCGCAGGCUGCAGAACAGCUACACAGCUUCCCAGCGGACCAACCAGGAGCUGGAGGACAAGCUGCACACACUGGCCUCUCUCAGCCACAGCUGGAUUUUUGCAAUCAAGAAGGCUGAGAUGGACAGGAAGACGCUGGACUGGGAGAUUGUGGAGCUGACCAACAAGCUGCUGGAUGCCAAGAACACCAUCAACAAGCUGGAGGAGCUCAAUGAGCGGUACCGGCUGGACUGCAACCUGGCUGUGCAGCUCCUCAAGUGCAACAAGUCCCACUUCCGCAACCACAAGUUCGCUGACCUGCCUUGUGAGCUUCAGGACAUGGUUCGGAAGCAUCUACACAGUGGUCAUGAGGCUGCCAGCCCAGGCCCUGCUCCCGGCCUGGCCCCAGGCGCUGUGGUGCCUACCUCGGUCAUUGCCCGGGUGUUGGAGAAGCCAGAGUCUCUGCUCCUCAAUUCAGCCCAAUCGGGCAGUGCUGGGCGCCCCUUGGCUGAGGAUGUCUUUGUGCAUGUGGACAUGAGUGAGGGUGCCCCGGGUGACCCCGCCAGUCCCCCGGCCCCUGGCAGCCCCACCUCCCAACCUAAUGGGGAGUGCCAUUCUCUGGGUCCUGUGGGGGGCUCCCCAGAGGAGGAGCUGCCCCUGCCAGCCUUCGAGAAGCUGAGCCCUUACCCCACCCCGUCUCCACCACACCCACUGUAUCCUGGCCGCAGGGUAAUAGAGUUCUCUGAGGAUAAGGUUCGGAUCCCCCGCAACAGCCCUCUGCCCAACUGCACUUACGCCACCCGCCAGGCCAUCUCGCUCAGCCUGGUGGAGGAGGGGAGCGAGCGGGCCCGUCCCAGCCCAGUGCCCAGCAGCCCGGCCUCCGCCCAGGCCUCACCCCACCGCCAGCCCGGCCCCGCGCCCCCGACACUCAGUGCCCCAGCCAGCUCUGCCAGCUCUGAAGAGGACCUGCUGGCCAGCUGGCAGCGGGCAUUUGUGGACCGUACUCCGCCCCCUGCUGCUGUGGCCCAGCGCACAGCCUUUGGACGCGACGCACUCCCAGAGCUGCAGCGCCAUUUUGCCCAGAACCUUGCUGACAGAGACGAGUUGGUUCAGGCAUCUUCUUUCCCACCCGAUGAGAGUGGGCUUUUGCUACCAACUGAACCUGACUCUGGCUUUCCCAGGGAGGAGGAGGAGGAAGAGCUCAACCUGCCCGUCAGUCCUGAGGAAGAGCGCCAGAGCCUGCUGCCCAGUAACAGCUGCACAGAGCAGGGGCCUGGUGCUUCCCACACUGAGGGCAGGGCCUGGCCACUCCCCAGCUCCAGCCGCCCCCAGCGCAGCCCCAAGAGGAUGGGGGUGCACCACCUGCACCGCAAGGACAGCCUAACCCAGGCCCAAGAGCAGGGCAACCUGCUCAACUAGGGCCCUGCUUGCCUUCCUGCCACUGCUGUGCUGGGACCGCAAGGAACCACACCCUUGCUGCUCAGGUCCCCAGCCCAAGCCCUGACCACGUCCCUCCAGGUGCCACAGCUCUGUCCUCUGGGUGGGUGGGGUUAGGUGUGAUCCUCGCCAGGCCUCUCAGCCGCAUCAACUGGCGCCAGUUUGCCUCCUGGUUUCCCCCUUUUCUUGGAACAUGUCUUUUCCUGGGGGAAACACGUGGUUGGGUCUCAAGCCCUGUCCUUCAGUCGGCCCAGCCCAGAUUGGGCUGUUCUGGGGAGCUGAGGGCUAAUCAGUGCUCCCCUUCCAUCCUCCUUUCUCACAAGUUUUGUUUCUUGGGGGGAGGUGUCCUUGGAGUUACUGAUUUCUGCUUCCUGCCUGUUCCCUCUCCCCCCAUCGUCUGCAUGAGCUGCUGCCCUGACGGAGCCUGGCACAGCUGGCCCUUGGGGAUGAGGACGAGGACUGACUCAGGGCUUCCCUCGGCCGCUUCCUUCCUCCCUCUGGAAGGGAGGGUGGGGUUCAGGGCCCCAAGCUGAGCUGUGGGUGAGGCCUGGCCCCCCUCCCAACCUUGGCUCUAGACUGUUACUCCCAGCUUUGGGAAACUUUCACAUUGAUGACUAUUUUAAGACUAAAUAAAACUAUUUUACUGGUACGGCCUAA